Molecule: messenger RNA, 2340 nt
Organism: Arxiozyma heterogenica
Lineage: Eukaryota; Fungi; Ascomycota; Saccharomycetes; Saccharomycetales; Saccharomycetaceae
Gene: KAR3
Product: Kar3p
Exons: 1
Coding region: 1-2340 (779 amino acids)
Biological process (GO): microtubule-based movement
Cellular component (GO): microtubule cytoskeleton
Molecular function (GO): microtubule motor activity; microtubule binding; ATP binding
Source: RefSeq, a predicted model, not a curated record
AUGGAUGAUAUACCAACAACCCCAGAGAGGCAUCAAUCUUAUGCUAAGAGACGGUACACGACAAGUCCCUCACCAAAAUUUUAUAGACAAAAUGAUAUAUUUGGUGUGUCUUUGAAUGAUGACAAUGGAAGAGAUUUAGAUCCCGCUGCCAACAAUAGUAGUGGCCAUGAUUAUAACACGUAUAAUAUGGGCAAGCUUUCUAAUAAGUUAAGUACUUUGGAUAGGAGGUCCUUAGAUGGCCAGACAAUGCUUACUUCUACUGGUAUCAAGCCAAUGAUAUCUGCAUCGCGCAAGUCGUCUGGGGUGGCUCUCAACAAUAAUAACAAUAGCAUUAUUAACACAAAUUUUAAUAAUAAAGUGAACCACUUAUCCACUUUUUACAAUGAACAAAUGAAAGAGUUGAAUCAAUUGCAGGAUACUUUGGUUAAAAAAAAGGCUAAACUGGAUGAAUUAAGAGAUGUUGUUAUCAAGGGGAAGAAAGAGUUUAAUGAAACUAAGUUAAAAUGGGAUAAACUGAGAGAUGAAAAAUUAACUAAGGAACAACAAUUGAGGAUCAAGCAAAAUGAGAUAAAUAAAUUGAAAGAUACAAUUGAAUCUCGCAAGAAAUUUUUGGAGGAAGGUCAUAAAUUGCAUUUACAACAGAUGGAAGUCGAGAAUCAGACAAAGAUAAAUAAGUUGAUUAAUGAUUACAAGGAAAAGAUAGAAAGCGUGAAGUCAACUAAAAUUAAAAAAUUUGAGGAUGAAAGAGAUAAUUUGAUUAAAGAGGUUAAUAAUAUUAAAUCAAAAAUUGAUAAUAAUGAUGAUAUUUUAUCACAAUCGAUAAUGGAGUUGAAUGAUAAAUAUGAUAAAUUGAAAGAAGAUUGGUUAAAUGAAUAUCAAGCCAAAUGGAAUCAUAAUAUCGAAAUUAAUACUAAUUAUAAUAAACAGAUAGAUGACAUUAAAAAAGAUAUUGAACAGAAUUUGAAACCAAAUAAGCUUCAAUUGGAAAAAAAAAUAACUGAUUUGAAUGAGAAGGUUGUUGAUUUAGAAAAAAUCUUGAGUGAAAGAAGAGACAAAAAAUCACUUUUGCAAGCGAAAAUUAAAGAAAGAGAAAUUAAAUUAAAAGAAAAUGAGGAUCGUCAGACAGAGUUAAAAGAAUAUAUUGAGAAAACAGAAUAUGAUUUGAAAGAGAUAAAUGAUAUUCUGAUGAAAGAGGAAUCCUUGAGAAGAUCUUUACAUAAUGAAUUACAAGAAUUAAGAGGUAAUAUUAGAGUCUUUUGUCGUAUCCGUCCUCCAUUGCCCAAGAUUGAAGAUCCUAACACUAAUUAUAUAAAAGUUAAGCCUUUUGAUGAUAGUAAUGGGGUUCAAGUUAUGGAAAUUAUAAAAUCACCUAAUGAAAAUAAUAAUAAUAACGGUAAUGGUAAUGGUAAUAGUAAUAGUAGUAAUAGUAAUAAUAUUCCACAACAGUUUAGAUUUGAUAGGAUAUUUGAUAUUGAUGAGGAUAACUCAGAGGUAUUUAAAGAGGUUGGGCAGUUAGUACAAAGUUCCCUAGAUGGUUAUAACGUUUGUAUAUUUGCUUAUGGACAAACUGGUUCCGGUAAGACUUUCACCAUGUUAAACCCUGGUGAUGGUAUUAUCCCCUCUACAAUAUCACAUAUUUUUAGUUGGAUAGAGAAUUUAGAGGAACGUGGUUGGAAAUAUAAAAUUGAAUGUCAAUUUGUAGAAAUAUAUAAUGAAAAUAUUAUAGAUCUUUUACGGAACGGGAACAUUGAAAAUAAUAAUUACAAUAAUAAUAAUGGUGGUAAUAGUAAAUGUGAAAUUAGACAUGAUCAUGAGAAUGAAACAACUACAAUAACAAAUGUAACGACGUGUCAAUUGGAUACUAAAGAAUCAGUGGGUAAAAUUUUGCAAAAGGCCACUAAGUUAAGAUCAACUGCUUCAACUGAAUCAAAUGAACAUUCUUCCCGUUCCCAUAGUAUAUUUAUACUUCAUUUAUAUGGUCAUAAUGCUUUAACUAACGAGGAUUCCCAUGGGAUAUUAAACUUGGUCGAUCUGGCGGGUUCUGAGAGAAUACAUUCUUCACAAGUCAGUGGUGAACGUUUGAGGGAGACCCAAAAUAUCAAUAGAUCGUUGAGUUGUCUUGGCGAUGUUAUCCAUGCAUUAAAUGUACCAGAUAGAAAUGGUAAAAGACAUGUCCCUUUCAGAAACUCUAAAUUAACUUAUCUUUUACAGUAUUCAUUGACAGGGAAUUCUAAAACAUUAAUGUUUGUUAAUAUAUCACCAUCUAACUCACAUUUAAAUGAAACUUUAAAUUCAUUAAGAUUUGCAUCAAAAGUUAAUUCCACAAAGAUUGGGAAAUAA